CCUUACACCAUUUUCCUCAUAUAUUUGUCAUUUUGAGAAAUAACUCCCUGAUAUUUUGCACAUUUGUACACCAUUCAAUUUCCUACCAGCUCACUUUAUUUCAUGACCAUCAGAUUGAUAGUCACAAUGUUACAUCACUUUACAGAACAUGCCCUAGUGGCCACUAUUGCGCUGUCGGGCCACCUGUACUCAUCGUCCAAAAUGUCCCUACCUGUGGGGAUAUGGCAAGGAAAAAAUGUAUGAGAAUGACCUCAGGACAAUCACAAACCUCAAAAGUGAGAUCAUCUGUAUCAUUCAGGCCAUACCUGCUGAGGAAUGCAUUCGGCCCAUUGACAACUGUGCAGGUUUAGUUUGCCUACAGCGCGAUGAUGGCCAAACUUGAAGCAUGUUAUUCAAAGUGCUGUAAAAUUGUGACUAUAAGUCUGAUGGUCAUGAAAAUUGGUAGGG
Molecule: messenger RNA, 447 nt
Organism: Owenia fusiformis
Lineage: Eukaryota; Metazoa; Annelida; Polychaeta; Sabellida; Oweniidae
Source: the annotation of a GenBank genome assembly